Messenger RNA from Closterium sp. Naga37s-1, 1317 nucleotides. NCBI's taxonomy places the organism in Eukaryota, Viridiplantae, Streptophyta, Zygnematophyceae, Desmidiales, Closteriaceae. The record is from the annotation of a GenBank genome assembly.
AUGAUGCGCGGACGGUCACCAUGUUGCGCGCCAUCCCUGUCUGCUGCCCGCCUCGCGCAUUCCGCCUCCGCGCCAGCCGGUGUGGAUAGUGGCGACGAUAGCACCGUUGGCGUCAGCAGCGGCAGCGGCAGUGGUGGUGGCGGCACUGAGGCCGAGGCGCCUGAUCCACGAGUGGACGGCGUGCAGAGCCGUGCCCCAUGUGUGCGGUGGGGCAUCCUUCCCCCACACUCUCCUUUCGACGCCUCCUCCUCCCCAACACCACCUGUGCACACCCUCCCCCCUCCCUCUCAACACUGCAUGCUGUACGUGAGAGCCGUGCCCCAUGUGUGCAGGGGCCAUCCUGCAGGCGAGGGUGGGGCGCUCCCAACCCGCUGCUGGGGGCUGAUGGCAGCUGGGUCAGGUGAGCGGUGCAGUGCGCCUAAGUUAGGAGCCUGCAAUCAACCUCGCCCUCCUCUCAACCCUCCCUUCGCCCUCCUCUUAACCUCUCGUCGCCCUCCUCUCAACCUGCUUCAACUCUCAUUACCACCUUAUGGGCUGCUCCCCUCGCACUUUCCGCACACCGCUCAUCCUUCCAACUCUUCAUUGCCUCUCUGCUCUAACCUCCCCUCCCCACCUCCACUGCUGCCCCGUGCUGCCCUGCCCUGCUGCCCCAUGCUGUCCCCUCACAGCUUGUUCCCGCCACGACCUUCAGCACAUGGCUCUCCCUCUCACCGCCUGCAACCCGGAUCUGUGCCCGCACAGGGCACACCCGGCCGGCGCAGCCGCAGACGGGGGAGGAGGACAGACAUCGAUGCCGAGGAGAGCAAGGAGGAGAUUGGGGUUCGUGGAGUGGUGGGGAGUGAGGAGGGGUCAGGGGAAGGGGCUGUGAAGGAAGGGGGUUUAGAAGCUGGCGGGGAUGGAAGCAAUGGGGUGGUUGGGGAUGAGAUGAUGGUGAAGAGUGAUGAGAGGGGGGGAGAAUGGGAACCGGCACAAGGUGGGGAGUGUGUGAGAAGCAACGAUGCGGACAGGGGCGAUGCCAGUGGGGGCGAUGGAAGUGGAGAUGAAAAGAGCUUGGGCUCUGGGCGUGUGGAGCUAGAAGGGCUGGACAAGGCAAGGGGGAGUGCGGCGUUGAUGGGUGAGGGGCAGAGGGGAUUGGAUCACGUGGGUGUUGGAAAGGGAGGGCGGGUGCACCCCUUCCAUCCGCACGUGCGCGUGACAGGGGGCGUGCUGGGUGAGGAGUGCGCGCAGGUGAUGCGAGAUUUCUUCACAGCCAGGCGCAAGCAGCAGGCCGAGGAGAGAAGGGGGCGCAAGGCAAGGGAAGGGCUUGUGGGAAGUUGA